AUGCAGAGGGUCGCCUCGAAAGCACCGGCAUCUUUCGCGCCCCAGGUGAAGGACACGCAGAAGCGUCUCAAUCUACUAUUUGACCAUCUGAACAACGAAGACUUGGUCAAGUCAGACACCAUUGGCCAGCUUUCAGAGCUCGCGGAAGCUUUGCAGGCAAGAAACUAUGAUGCUGCACACCGACUGCAAGUUGAUAUUCAGAAAGAGAAGACUGAAGAAUGUGGCAACUGGAUGGUCGGUGUCAAGCGACUGAUUGGUAUGAGCAAGGCUACGCCGUGA
This is a messenger RNA of Phaeoacremonium minimum UCRPA7, 279 nucleotides long. RefSeq names its product putative transport protein sec31 protein. Bases 1 to 279 code for a protein of 92 amino acids. NCBI's taxonomy places the organism in Eukaryota, Fungi, Ascomycota, Sordariomycetes, Togniniales, Togniniaceae. The transcript has 2 exons. The record is from RefSeq and is a predicted model, not a curated record. Gene Ontology annotation, cellular component: endoplasmic reticulum exit site; COPII vesicle coat. Gene Ontology annotation, biological process: COPII-coated vesicle cargo loading; endoplasmic reticulum organization; endoplasmic reticulum to Golgi vesicle-mediated transport. Gene Ontology annotation, molecular function: structural molecule activity.